Marasmius oreades (fairy-ring Marasmius) is the source of this 312-nucleotide messenger RNA. RefSeq lists its product as uncharacterized. Lineage: Eukaryota; Fungi; Basidiomycota; Agaricomycetes; Agaricales; Marasmiaceae. The transcript has a single exon. The record is from RefSeq and is a predicted model, not a curated record. Bases 1 to 312 code for a protein of 103 amino acids.
AUGAUGGACGGCGCGACACCACAGGCCCGUUCGCAAAGAAUACCGCAAGAGGUUCCAGAUUUGACCGAUUCGUACACCCGAGGCAAUGUGAAUCAAUGCCGAGGAGAUACCCGAAUACUAGAAAUUCGGACAAACGGCGUCUUGAUGUCCCAAUUUGGGGGCGUUAUCGACGAAGACAUGCGCGCCUUCUCCACUUGUUGGCGUCUCCAAGCGACCCGGAGCAUCGUCAUCGCUGAAUUGCUGCCCAUUUACACCAUGAUAUGUAAUGAUGGUUCAAAUCAGUAUCGUUCAAUCUGGUUUAAUAUCGGCUGA